Perognathus longimembris pacificus (Pacific pocket mouse) is the source of this 5294-nucleotide messenger RNA. It is a transcript of the gene Dnajc3, whose product is annotated as DnaJ heat shock protein family (Hsp40) member C3. The transcript has 12 exons. NCBI's taxonomy places the organism in Eukaryota, Metazoa, Chordata, Mammalia, Rodentia, Heteromyidae. Gene Ontology annotation, molecular function: protein-folding chaperone binding; misfolded protein binding. Gene Ontology annotation, biological process: protein folding in endoplasmic reticulum. The coding region runs from base 110 to 1624 and encodes 504 amino acids. Gene Ontology annotation, cellular component: endoplasmic reticulum. The record is from RefSeq and is a predicted model, not a curated record.
AGCGAGCUGGCGGGCGGACGGCGGGCGGGCGGUCGUAGCUGCAGCCCGGGCGCCGCGCGGGCUGGUGGGCCCCGCACCUUCCUCCUCCGCUUCCCCGGUGCCCUCGGACAUGGUGGCCCCCGGCUCUGUGACCAGCCGGCUGGGCGCGGUGUUCCCCUUCCUGCUGGUCCUGGUGGACCUGCAGUACGAAGGUGCUGAAUGUGGAGUAAAUGCAGAUGUUGAGAAACAUCUUGAAUUGGGCAAGAAGUUACUUGCAGCUGGACAGCUAGCUGAUGCUUUAUCUCAGUUUCAUGCUGCAGUAGAUGGUGACCCUGAUAACUAUAUUGCAUACUAUCGGAGAGCUACUGUAUUUUUAGCUAUGGGUAAAUCAAAAGCAGCACUUCCUGAUUUAACUAAAGUGAUUGAAUUGAAGAUGGAUUUCACUGCAGCAAGAUUACAGAGAGGUCAUUUAUUGCUCAAACAAGGAAAACUUGAUGAAGCAGAAGAUGAUUUUAAAAAAGUGCUCAAAUCCAAUCCAAGUGAAAAUGAAGAAAAGGAAGCUCAGUCUCAACUUAGAAAAUCUGAUGAAAUGCAGCGUUUGCGCUCACAAGUACUUGAUGCUUUCGAAAACGCAGAUUAUACUGCUGCUAUAACCUUCCUUGAUAAGAUUUUAGAGGUUUGUGUUUGGGAUGCAGAAUUACGAGAACUUCGAGCUGAAUGUUACAUACAAGAAGGGGAACCUAGAAAGGCUAUAAGUGACUUAAAAGCUGCAUCCAAACUGAAGAAUGAUAAUACUGAGGCAUUUUAUAAGAUCAGCACACUGUACUACCAACUAGGAGACCACGAACUAUCCCUCAGUGAAGUUCGGGAAUGUCUUAAACUUGAUCAGGAUCAUAAAAGGUGUUUUGCACAUUAUAAGCAAGUGAAGAAACUUAAUAAAUUGAUUGGGUCAGCUGAAGAGCUCAUCAGAGAUGGCAGGUACAUGGAUGCCACUAGCAAGUAUGAGUCUGUCAUGAAAACAGAGCCCAAUGUCGCUGAAUAUACAGUUCGCUCAAAAGAACGGAUUUGUCACUGCUUUUCAAAGGAUGAAAAGCCUGUCGAGGCCAUUCGAGUAUGUUCUGAAGUGUUACAGUUGGAACCGGACAACGUGAAUGCCCUGAAAGAUCGAGCAGAGGCCUACUUAAUUGAAGAAAUGUAUGAUGAAGCUAUUCAGGAUUAUGAAGCUGCUCAGGAGCACAAUGAAAAUGACCAGCAGAUCCGAGAAGGUCUAGAGAAAGCACAGAGACUACUGAAACAGUCACAGAAACGAGAUUAUUAUAAAAUCUUGGGAGUAAAAAGAAAUGCCAAAAAGCAAGAAAUCAUUAAAGCAUACCGGAAAUUAGCAUUGCAGUGGCAUCCAGAUAACUUCCAGAAUGAAGAAGAAAAGAAAAAAGCUGAGAAAAAGUUCAUUGACAUAGCAGCUGCUAAAGAAGUCCUCUCUGACCCAGAAAUGAGGAAGAAGUUUGAUGAUGGAGAAGAUCCCCUGGAUGCAGAGAGCCAGCAGGGCGGCGGCGGCAACCCUUUCCACAGGAGCUGGAACUCAUGGCAGGGCUUCAACCCCUUCAACUCAGGAGGACCGUUUCGAUUUAAAUUCCACUUCAAUUAAACCAUUUUUCUGCUUUUUUUUCUUUUUUUUUUUUAAGAUUAAAACAAACCUUGUUCUGGGAUCCUAAUGAAAAAAUAGUCAAAUAUUUCAGUUUGUCCAUGACCAAAGAGUUGUUUCAGUAGGGAAAAGGCUGUUCCUACAUAUUUGAAACUUAAGGUUGUGACGUAUGUGGGGAGGUAAGAAAGGUUCUGCUUCUGACCGUGUUUGGGAGACAUGGGCUGAGGCGGCUCACCUGUGGAGGUGCUCACAGUCCGCAGUUUUCUACAUUGGAGCAGGUAGAGCUUCUGUUCACAGCCUUUGCACAGUGCCUGUAGGAGCUGGAAUCCUUGUGGGGUGUGUGCGUUUCAGUAUUCCUACAGAGAUGAACAGUGGUAUGUUCUCUGAGGACAAAUACACUUACUUUGGUCAGUGCAGUCACUUGCAAGCGUGAAAUCACUGUGCCUCCUUUAUUAUGUAUGCAUUUACUCCGUGCCAGUGCCAACACAACUGUCACUGAGGAGAGAGCAGAGUCCAUGUCUUGGUAAACUUGCUACCACACAGUCAUCAGAAUGUUCAGGUAUGAACUGGACUGGUUAAGGAUAUAGUCAUGGUUAUUGCUGAAUAUUUACAGGAGAAUUCCAACUUGAAUUUAAUCAUAAAAACCUAUGGCCCCUUUUGUUUAAUAUGAAAUGGAAAAACUAAAAUAUGUAAAACAGGUUCAGAUAGUAUGGGUAGUAUUAUUUAAAAUAUUGCUGAAGUUCAGCUUGAAGUACUUUUUAAACAAAUGAAGUUCUGAAUUGCAUAUAAUUUCUAUGCCCAAGUUGGCUUAGAAAGGUAAAGUUGCUCAGUCAGUAUAAACAAAGCAUGCGUGAUUCCCACUCUGAAGCAAUACAAGUGGGCAGCUUCCCCUCUCCCUUCUCCGUCACUGGGUCCAACCCUGCGGGCCGCGCUGCCUCCUGGUGCCUUGGCUGCCCCCAGCUCCCCAGCAGGCCCAGAUGCUGCCAGUGGCCUCUUGCCCUGCGUGGAUGGGCUUGUGAUCCUGCCAGCCCUCCUACGAAGUACGACAAGGUAAGAAAUGCACUACUCAGUCUAGAUAUACUAGGUAGUUCUGGCCCUAAGAAAAUGAGUGUUACUAAAUCAAGAAUGUUGAAGAUGUAUGCAAAUACUGAUGUUGCAUUUAAAAUCUAAGAUGAGAAUUAUUGCCUUUAUUCUAGAAAGGUUUUUGUUUCUGUCUUGAAGCAUUUAAGCACUAAAGGGUCUACUAUAUUGUCUUUAUGAAAUUUAAGUAUUUUAAUUUGUUAUGGAAGGCUGUCUGACUCUGAAUGUCUGUAGAAGCCAAGCACAAGUCGUCGUCUUCUAUCUACAGUCAUAGCUUGACCCUUGCCUAACAAGAUUUUUUGAUGUGAAGAAUAGUUUGUAUGGUUCAAAUCACUUUAAUUGCACAAAACAUUUAAGUGCUUUUUGCAUCUCCCUUGGAGCUUAUUUCUUACCAACAGUGCAUUUUUAAAACUAUUGAUCACCUUGCAGUUUUCCUUUCACUUUCAUGUCUAAAAUUUUAGGCCAGUGCGAAAAUAACUUCCACGCUAGUUCACUUCUGUCUGUUGAUGUACUGUUAGUAAUCUUGUGACUUCACUAGUUAUAGGACUGGUUUUUUAAUCUGGCUCCUGUGGUGGCGUCACUGACCUCUGAAAUACAGCGGUGGCCUCUACUCUCCAGUGCGAGGAUUUGCAUAGUUGGAGCACAGGAAACAUGAAGUCGCUCAUUCCUCCAUUCGGAGAGGGAGAAAAGUUGCCAAGAACAAGGAGUCCGAGCCAGGUGGGGGGGGUCGAGGGCUGGGCCGCACGGGAGAUGCUUCCAGCCUGGUUGCCUCAACUUGCUGCCCAGAGGCUUUGCAUUUUAUUUUUCCUCCAUUUCUAACGAUCACAACAACAGUGGAUUUCGUUGUCACCUGAAACGUGCACACAUGCUCGCCUGUGAAGAGGAAGGAGCAGCUUCGUUGCCAGGCGUUCAGUGCCAGUGCCCAGCAGGAAGCGAGGCCUCAGGAAUCUGCGGCUUCGCUGAUGAAGGAAAAUAAAUGGCCUUUCGGUUCCCGCCUGGAUUUCCACCCAAUGAGUGCUCUCCUACACAGUGACUGCAAGUCCUGGGGAUGUGAAGUCACUUGGCGUCUCUCCCUCCUGCCAUGUUGCCGUGUGGAAACGUUACUCAAAUAGCUUCUUCCCUUUUUUUCUUUUUUUUUGGUAGGCACACUUCUCUAUUUCAGUCUGUUUUUAUAGACUGCAGGUACCCACUUACUUUUGUGGCAAUUCUGGGAAAAAUAAGAGCUAGCUCUAGCUGAAUUCUACCCCGUUGUAACCCCCCAUCUUUUUUUGGUGAUUUCUGGAGCGCAGUGUCUUUGGCUGGGUGCUGUGCCUGCUCUCCAGAGCAGCAAGUGUUAAUACGGCAGCGUGUGAACAUAAACACGGCGUGCAAUGGGGCGCUUUGAAUUCAUCCCUCAGUCCCGCAAGUGUGUGCUUUCAUUCCAUGAAUAGAUGAAAGCCUCGAAAACAAUGCCCACAGAUCACUGUUGUCAAUUGGAUGUGACAAGUUCCCCUUAGUAGGCACUAAAAGUUUACUUGUAAAUAUCAGUAUGGGAAAACAAGUUAUUGAGCAAGCUCUGUUAUGGAACCUAAAAAAAAAAUACUCAUUUUUUUAACAGAAAAUUAUUACUGAUAACUUGUUUUUAUAAAAACAACAAGUAGAAUAAUUUGAGAUUGGCACCAUUUUCUAUUGGUGUAUAAAGGAAAAAUACCUUUUUUUUUGUGGCACUGGUGGUAGAACUCAGACUUGACGCUUGCUCAGCUUGCGUGCUGAGCUUGAGUCACAACUUCAGUCCUUUGCUGGUCUUGAAGACUUUCUCCUGGGCUGCCUUUGAACUGCAAUCCUUCAGAUUUCAGCCUCCUGAGAUGCUUGGGUUACAAAGUGCAAGCCACUGGAGCCCAGGAAUAUUUCACUUUUAAAGCUAUGCAGUUGGUCUGAGCUGUACUGACAUUUACCAUGAAGAAAGUAUAAGAUGCAGAAGUUAAACAUAUGUCUCAGUUAACUCUGUCAGAUCUACCUGCCCUAAAGAUACAGGGCACUGGUGGUGGGUACGGGUGACUGGUGAUAUUUUCAGUGAGGACACAUCAGUGAGAUAACCUAAGGAAAGAUAGGCAACUUCCUUGAAUUCAGUUGACUUUUUCAUAGUUACAAAGGAAGGCAAAUGCUAAUUUGUCAAUAAUGACAUCUGUUUUAGAUCAGAUCAUUCCUUUCAUGUUAGUGGCAGAGUUUAAUUUAUUCUGUAGUUUCAAGAGAUGUUAAGAGGGGGGAAUACUUUUUAACAGAUGAUCUCAUUUGCUGAAUGAUUGAAGAGUAAAGUUAGCCACUGCGUGGCUUCAUGUACAGUAACAACAGAUCUUGUACUCGUCUGUGGGUAAAACACCUAAAGGGGAAGCAGGGCACAGAGGUCGGAACUAGAGGUAUCCUUACCCAAGUUAAGGGUCUGGUUUGUUCUGAAUGAGACAAGACUAACUUAAUCCCUCUCAGCAUAGUGUUUUAAUAGAAAGGGAACUGAACAUUAAUUGAAAUGGCUCUCAUAAAUGUCUACAAAUAUGGGUACUAUUUUUAUGCCCGUGUAUUUUCACAUUUAAUAAAAAUAUUUAUGGUCAUAUCAGUA